This is a messenger RNA of Lodderomyces oxycetoniae, 555 nucleotides long. It is a transcript of the gene TIM22, whose product is annotated as translocation channel protein. The transcript has a single exon. Lineage: Eukaryota; Fungi; Ascomycota; Pichiomycetes; Serinales; Debaryomycetaceae. Gene Ontology annotation, molecular function: transmembrane protein transporter activity. The coding region runs from base 1 to 555 and encodes 184 amino acids. The record is from RefSeq and is a predicted model, not a curated record. Gene Ontology annotation, cellular component: TIM22 mitochondrial import inner membrane insertion complex. Gene Ontology annotation, biological process: protein insertion into mitochondrial inner membrane.
AUGAGUCUAUGGGGAGUUUAUCAGGGCCCACAGCCGCCCAAGAAAACUCUACUGGAAAUGACCCAACAAGAACAGGCAGAAGCAGGAGCACAACAAUUUGUUAGCUUUAUGCAAUCAUGUCCUGGGAAAACCGCUAUGGCAGGGGUAAGUGGGUUUGCGUUGGGUGGGUUUUUUGGUUUGUUUAUGGCGUCUAUGGCAUACGAUGUUCCCUUGGGCACAGACUCUGUGAAGCAUAUAAGUGAAUUACCAUUUAAACAACAAAUGAAGUUGCAGUUUGGUGAUAUGGCCAAGAGAUCAUACUCGUCAGCAAAGAAUUUCGGAUAUAUUGGUUUUGUCUAUUCUGGUGUUGAAUGUGCUAUUGAAAGUUUCAGAGCCAAACACGAUAUAUAUAAUGGAGUUAGUGCUGGGUGUAUCACCGGGGCGGGAUUGGCUAUAAAAGCUGGUCCUCAAGCUGCAUUUGUUGGAUGUGCUGGUUUUGCCGCCUUCAGUUUGGCUAUUGAUAUGUACUUGCAUAGUGAUGCUGCUGCUCCACCAAAGAACGAUUACGAUUUAUGA